Puntigrus tetrazona (Sumatra barb) is the source of this 4232-nucleotide messenger RNA. It is a transcript of the gene nlrp3, whose product is annotated as NLR family pyrin domain containing 3. The record is from RefSeq and is a predicted model, not a curated record. Gene Ontology annotation, molecular function: protein binding. NCBI's taxonomy places the organism in Eukaryota, Metazoa, Chordata, Actinopteri, Cypriniformes, Cyprinidae. The transcript has 10 exons. Bases 119 to 3478 code for a protein of 1119 amino acids.
GUUUUUUUUAAGUGAAACUAGGAAGCACCAGAGAGCUGCGGGACAGCAGCUCAUGAACCAGAGAUCUUAUACAGUUUACUAGCGCAUUGAAAGUGGACACAAGACCAAGGGAAACAAGAUGGCUUCUGUUCCAGAGCAGUUUCUGGAAGCAGCGGAUCAGUUGGAUGAAAAGAAACCAAAGAGACAGAAAAGUGCAGUUACGACUGAAGUGAUAGAUGGGUCAAUGCAGACGAUCAACCCUUCUCAAACUUCAGUCAGUGUUGAACUGAGUGCUAAUGCAGGUGCCACUGUAAAUGCUCCUGUACUCACUAGAAACGUCAUCCAAGGCUCAGUCAUCUUCAACUUCAACUCAGCCCCUGGUGCUGUCGGACCCCAAACUCCUCUGACAGGACAGAUGUCUCAGACACAAGAGGAUGACAUCUUGCAGAAAAUCCUGGAAGAUCACAAAGAAGACAUAAAGGCUAAAACAGGACGCGUGUUUGAAGGCAAAAAGGAGAACAAAACACACCUCAGCAAAGUGUACACUGAACUUUUCAUCACUGAAGGGGACAUUACAGACGUCUAUGAUGAACAUGAGGUUCUGAAGUUUGACCGAGCCUUGAAAACUCCCAAAUUUGAGGACACCCCGAUUGACUGCAAUGACAUAUUCUGUUUACUGAAGCAAAAACAAGAGGGACACAUUGUGCUGACCAAAGGCAUCGCUGGCAUCGGAAAGACGUUCUCUGUGAACAAGUUCAUCCUGGACUGGGCCGAAGGAAAAGCCAAUCGAAAUGUGGACUGUGUGUUUCUUCUUCCAUUUAGAGAGAUGAACCUAAUCAAAGAUGAUAUAGAGAUCAGUCUGCAUGAGCUUCUUUUGGAAUUUUAUCCUGAUUUGAGUGGCCUGGAAAAGACUACAUUUUAUAAAAAGGGCAAACUGGUAUUUAUCUUUGACGGCCUUGACGAGAGUCGCCUGGAAUUGGAUUUUUAUGGAAAAAUAGUAAAAUGUGUCAAUGCGCGGUCAUCUGUUGAUGUUUUAUUUACAAACCUAGUUAGAGGGAAACUGCUUCCAUCGGCUCUCGUCUGGGUGACGUCACGACCGGCAGCGGCCAAUCUGAUCCCUCCUGAGUAUGUGGGAUUGUUCACAGAGGUUCGCGGAUUCACUGACCAGCAGAAAGAGGAGUAUUUUAGAAAACGGAUUAUAGAUGAAGCUCAAGCCUCCACAAUAAUCACACACAUCAGGACGUCUCGUAGUCUCUACAUCAUGUGCCACAUACCAGUCUUCUGCUGGAUUACAGCCACAGUUCUUCAGGAUAUUCUUGUCAAAAAUGAUGGACAGGACAUUCCUUCGACCCUUACUGAAAUGUACAUCCACUUCCUUCUAAUACAGAUGAACAUGAAGAACCAGAAGUAUGAGAAGAAACAGGAAAGAGAUCGCAUAAAGCUUUUGAGUUCGAACAAACACAUGAUCUUCAAGUUGGCCAAACUGGCAUUCGAACAACUGAAGGAAGAUAAUGUCAUGUUCUAUGAGAAGGAUCUGAAAGCAUGUGGCAUUGAUGCAAGUGAGGAGUUCACAGGAUUGUGCACUGAAAUCUUCAAAAAAGAUUCUGUUCUGCACGAGAUGAAGGUUUAUUACUUCAUCCAUUUGAGUGUGCAAGAGUUUCUGGCUGCAUUACAUAUGUUCCUCUGCUAUUUGAAGCAGGACAUGAAUGAGUUGGUGUUUUUCCUAGAGAAUUCACGUCCUAAUAAGAAAGAACUGCUGUAUGUUCUGCUGAGGAAGGCGAUUGAUAAAGCGAAGGAAAAUGAUCGAGGGCAUUUCGAUCUCUUUUUGCGGUUCUUGCUGGGCAUUUCCCUUGAGUCCAAUCAGAAACUCCUCAUUGGCUUGCUGGACGAAACGUUGGACAGUAAAAGCUGCAUCCAGAAAACCAUCCAAUACAUAAAGCAACUGCAAAACAAUGACAAGUGCCCAAAUAAAUCCAUCAACCACUUCUUCUGCAUCCUGGAACUUCAGGACAGAACCCUGUACCAACAAAUCAUGAAAUAUCUGAGGUCAGAGAGUGGCCAGCCAAAUGCGGUGUCCAACUCUAACUGCUCAGCACUGGUCUAUGUGCUCCUGAUGUCAGGUGAGGUGCUGGAUGACUUUAACCCGAAGAUGUUUAACACAACAUAUGCGGGAUGCAGAAGACUCGUCCCAGCUGUAAGAUGUUGCAGGAAAGCCCUGUUUUCAGACUGUGGACUGACACAGCAGUGCUGUGAAACAGUGGCUGUGGCUCUUCAGCUAGAGGACUGUCCUAUGACUGAACUGGACCUGAGUCACAAUUACGGCAUUGAGGCAGGGGUGAAGAUGCUUUGUGCUGGACUAAGAAGCCCACGCUGUCAUCUGGAAGCACUGAGGUUUGCCCAGUGUCAUUUUGGCCAGGAGAGCUGUAUGGAGCUGGUCUCAGCUCUGAAGAUUAUCUCACAUCGUCUAAGAGAGCUUGACCUCAGUGGCAAUGACCUGCAGGACUCUGGACUCCUUAAACUCCUGAAUGAGAUGGAAAAUACAGAGAGAAAACUUCAGGUUCUGAGGCUUAGCUGGUGUAAUCUUACUAUGAAGAGUUGUGAGGACCUUUCCUUGAUCCUCAGCUCUCUAUUGCCCCUGAGAGAGCUGGAUCUGAGUAACAAUGACCUUCAGGAUUCAGGAGUGAAACUGCUCUCUGAUGGACUGAAGAGUCUAAACUGUCAGCUGCAGACACUAAGGUUGUCAGGCUGUAUGGUGACGGAGGAAGGCUGUGGUUAUUUGUCUUCAGCUCUGAGUUCAAACCCCUCACACCUGAGAGAGCUGGAUCUGAGCUACAAUCACCCAGGAGAUUCAGGAGUGCAGCUGCUCAAACACAAACUGGAGGAUCCCAACUUUCAACUGCAGAUACUCAAAACUGAGCCUAUGGGUAAACGCUUCAUCCAAGCAGGGAUAAGGAAGUAUGCAUGCGAUCUCACUCUGGAUCCAGAUACAGCUCAUGUUCAGUUAGUUCUCUCCGAUGGAGACCGAACGGCAGCAUGUGAAACACAGAAGCAGCCAUAUCCAGAUCAUCCAGAGAGAUUUGAAUCUGUCCAACAAGUGCUGUCUAGAGAGAGCCUGAGUGGCCGCUGCUAUUGGGAAGCUGAAUGGACAGAUCAGGAAGGAACGGUCGGGGUGACGUACAAAGACAUCAUGAGGAAAAGUGAUGAUCUUUGUAUAGUAGAGGCAGCUGGUCAGCUUGGAAACAAUAUUAUGUCAUGGAAAAUUACCGGUGCAAAUUUUCCAUAUGUUUCUCACGCUGAAGAAGACAUAAAUAUAAAGGCUCCUUCGUCUUAUUCAUUCAAAAGAGUGGGUGUGUAUGUGGACACAGCAGCUGGUGUUUUGUCCUUCUUUAGCGUCUCUGACACACUCACACACUUAUACACCUUCCUCGCGGCUUUUAAAGAUCCUCUCUAUGCAGCAUUCAAGGUGGACAGUGGCUCUGUGUCCUUUUGUCAAAUGUAACCUGAAAUCGUCAUUAUUUUAUUUUUUUCUUGUUUAGCACUGUGUGACCAUGUGCAUCUAAUCAUAUUUGAUAUUUGAAGAUUUUAUGAAGGUAAAAGCAAAGGUUUCACACGUUUUACUGCAAAAAAACAACCAAACCACUUGUUCAAAAAUUAUUGGUGCACUGCUCUUGGAUUUGCCUGCAAAAGCUUUUUUUUUCAUUUAAAUGCGUCUCAUUUGUUCACUUGUUAACCUAGAUCAAUGUUUCCCAACUACUUUUGUGAAAAUAUUCCAAAAGCUCCUAUCUAUAUUAAAUUUUUUAUUAUUGUACAUAGGUUUUAUUAUGCGGGUUUUACAAAUAAGUUUGUGAUUAAACCUCAUAACACAAAUGGAUCAUUAAAUUGUCAAACCUCAGACGCCACAAUGCCUCCAUUCAGAAAGAAUUGCUGCAGCAUGCAGUUUGAAGACAAACAUCUACUUCGUAAUGGAACGGUAAAUAAAGGAUUUUAUUAAUUGAAACGUUCUUUAAUGGUGUUCUUUGUAUUGUUUUCUUGUUUUACUGUUUCUCAGUACUCAAUUAAUGAUUGCAAACUUAGUUUAGUGUUUGUAGAAGACAUAUCUGUGCCUGAUUUUACAUAAAUAGAUCACAACAAUCCCGUGCUAUGGGCAUUGAUACAGGCUGCUGCAGAAGGUUAUUAUAAUUCUUUUUUAACCUAAAUAUUUCAAACAUCUGUUCUUCAAAUGCAGAAAUCUGAAAAAGGCCUAUUACGGUAAU